This is a messenger RNA of Contarinia nasturtii (swede midge), 813 nucleotides long. Its product is annotated as phospholipase A1-like. The annotation marks the transcript as partial. The transcript has 5 exons. NCBI's taxonomy places the organism in Eukaryota, Metazoa, Arthropoda, Insecta, Diptera, Cecidomyiidae. The record is from RefSeq and is a predicted model, not a curated record. Gene Ontology annotation, molecular function: lipase activity.
CUUAUGACAGAUCACCUAUAUCCAGAAGCUCAACAUCAACUCCGAGAUCAUUUGCUAGAUCACUUUCAAGAUCGAUUUCCCAAUCUCUUAGAAAAGGAAAAUCAAAGGCUGAAUUCAACGUCGAUGACCUCCAAUACGAUGGAGAGCCCAUUACCUUCGCUUGUAUAGCCAAAGCUAAUCAUCGUGAAUUUUAUGUGGAACAUGUUAAUGACACUAUCCCAGAUUAUUUGGUAAAAAGUCUAAACAAUAACAGAGGUCUGUCAUUGUUUUUCCUUGGGGCUGGAAAUGAAAUUACUUCAGCAUCUGGACUUUUGUUUAAGUUUGCCAGAGAAUGGUUUAUUACAUCUGGAAACAAUGUUUGUUUCGUAUCGUAUUGCUAUUCAGAUAAACCAAGAACUGGAUGUCAAGCAAUUGGACAUUUGGAUAAAUUGGUGGUAACAAAUCGGCUUGAAUAUGUGGCGAAAAUGGUGCGUGAUUUGGUGUUGAAUGUACGAUAUCAAUCUCAAUCUUCAGCCGGAGAUAAUAUUCUCCAUAUGUCACGGGUGGAUGUGACUGGUUUCAGUUUUGGUGCGCAUAUCGCUGGCAGAACUGCCGAAUAUUUGCUUAGUAAAACAGGCGAAAAAGUUAGAAUGUUACUAGCAUUGGAUCCAUCCAGAACCCCUCCGUUUCUGGCUAAAACUCCCAAAGACACAAUUAAACCAGAUUUAGCCGAAUAUGUUCAAGUGAUUCAUACCUCGAGUGUUCAGGGAAUGACUAAAACUAGACUUGGACACGUUGAUAUCUACGCUAGAUUAAAUGGUGGCCGAAUCCUGA